UCCAUGAACAUGCAACUUUGAGCAAAAUCACAUGAUACAGGCUCAAAAUUUAUUUUUAUGGGUUUUGACAGGGACAUCAGGUAUAUUAACUUGAGUGCAAUUAGGCCUUAAUCUACUGAGACCUCCCAGAGAUAAUGCAGAAGCAAUUUAGGACAAAAAUGCAGUCUCUAAACUGCGCAGCUUCUCGGGCUCAUUGUGCUUGUAUCCAUUGAUUCAGGCUGCAGGUUUGCUACAAGAAGAGCAGAUCACCUUGCCUCCCAAAAUAAUUGGAUCGCAGCUUAGGGACUAACUAAAUUUAUACAUUGUGCCAAAGGUUUUGUGCUAAUGAGUGUCUUGGCAGGAAUGCAGUUCACACACUGCAGUGACACCCUGCGAGCUCUCGUGUCUCCUUUGAUCUCCCUGAUGUUGCAGGAACUUGUGCUCCCCAAAGCUGAGGUACCUCAGAGAGCCUAAGCUGCCCACUCAGUCUCUCUGUGGACAUGGGUUUUAUUGGAAUCUCGUUGGUCAGUCCUUCUCAGGAAAGCAAUUUGCCUGGUUUCCUCUUCUUUUUGUGCUGACUGUAGGAGUUAAAGCUUUUCCCAGCACCCGCACAGUUACUGUUUAUAGCCAGGGAGAUGAGGAUACUAUUUCACCUCGCUGGGAAAGGAGCCAGGAGAGACAUUGUGCCUUCAUUAGAGAAAGGAUGCACUUCCCCUGCCGCCCCCUUGGCAGAGGCUCAGUGUACACAGCCGAGACCUAUGGGUUGUCUAGUCUUAAAAUCCAUUGAUUUGUAAUAGAAACCAUAAUAAAUCACUACAAUAUGUUGAACUUGAGGGGGUAGGGCAGGCAGCUGAGUGGGCAUACUAGGGGACUGGCCAGUGGCCAGGGCACUUCAGCCUGCUUUCCCAGGGCGCAGCAGACUGAGCGUCCUCACCAAGAUGACACAAGCAUGGCUUAAUCAUACCUUUAAACGAGGCACUUGCUAUGGAGAGUUAUUUAAGUUGUCAGUCAGGUCAGAGUUUGUUUUUCUGCAAGUAUGUAAAAUAUAUGGAUGAAAUAGAUACACAUGCCCACACACAUGUAAAUGACAAAUGACGCUACAUGAAGGCACAACUGUGUCCUUAGGGGUUUGUGGGCAGCACUGUCCUUCCUUUCCUCUUUCCUGGAAAUACAGAGCUGUGCAAAGAGAAUGGAUUCUCAUGCUUGCUUCCUCCACCCAAAUCCGGGCAUUAAGAGCAGCUACAGUUUGAUUUGGAAAGCCUUAAAAAGGACUUCACAAAAUUAACUGAGUAACCAAGUGUGAGCUCAGCACCACUCACAACAAAGAGAAAUGAUCCCAGAAGCCACAUGGGGAGAAAAACUUUUGCCCUCUACACACACAUCAUAACUCUUGCAAGCAAAGGACUUGGGGUUGGAAAUGAAAACCAUUGCAUCAGCACUCUGCAAGGUGGCCAUUCAGUUUUCCUCACCAAUUCUUUAGGGUUAAAAAGAUCAAGAAAUAACCUUAAAUACUAGCAUAGCCCAGCCUAUAUGUGCAUGUCCUGGCUUUCUCUCAACUCCAGGAUAUUACCCAUAGCAAUCUCCAAACCCAGGCAUCCAUUCAGAGAUAUUUGCUGGUUAAUAUAGGGCACAUCACAGCAAAUGCCUGACCUGGUCAAACAGCUGCCAGGUCCUGGGCAUGGCCCAAAAGGGUUGGUACAGACAAAGCCCAAAAGGUUCAAAAUUCUGCUCUUCAAGGACAGACACCCUAAGUACCUAGAAUGAGCACCCAUUAUUUUGUGACUGAGAAGGCCUCAAACUUAGAUUCUGUGCAUCCACAUGCGUACAGAUAUGUAUAGCAUGUGGCAAGACUGGUGAUUUUACUUACUGAGAGCUCGUCAUGAAAAUUAGCUGGAACUUCACACCCACCACAGGGCACACCGAGUAAAUAAUGCCCAUGAAGUUUAUUGUCUUGAAGUUGUGUAAAAGCAGAAUUUGUAGUAGCACUCUCCCACCUCUAGCAGUAUUGAAGAAAAAAAGUUUUUAUUCAGCAGAAUUGCAAAACGGAGCUUCUUGGAAAAUACCAGGCACCAGGCAAAACACAAAGAAAAGUGGUUCUCCAGCGCAAGGAGGACAGUGCUGAUUUGAAGUGCCAGCUCCAGUUUGCCAAAGAAGAGGCAGCGCUGAUGCGAAAGAAGAUGGCCAAACUGGGGAGGGAGAAGGACGAACUGGAGCAGGAGCUCCAGAAGUACAAGUCCAUCUAUGGAGAUGUGGACAGUCCCCUGCCUACUGGGGAAGCAGGGGGCCCACCCAGCACCAGGGAGGCUGAGCUGAAGCUUCGUUUGAAGCUGGUGGAGGAGGAAGCCAACAUACUGGGCAGAAAAAUAGUGGAACUGGAGGUGGAGAACAGGGGGAUUAAAGCUGAGAUGGAGGAUAUGAGGUGCCAGUAUGAAAAAGAGUGUCUCAGCAGGGACCACAUUUCAAGCAUUCCUACCUCACCCUACGGAGACUCUGUGGAGUCAGCCACAGAGCUACGCAGGCACCUGCAGUUUGUGGAAGAGGAAGCAGAGCUGCUGAGGAGGUCAAUCUCUGAAAUUGAGGAUCACAACAAGCAGCUAACGAACGAGCUGAACAAAUUCAAGUUCGAGCCGGGCCAGGAGCCAGGCUGGCUUGAUGACGCAGCAUCCAAGGGUGGUGGAACCUUGCAAGAGGAGCUGAAGUCGGCCAGGUCACAAAUCAAUGAGCUGAGUGGAAAAGUGAUGAAGCUCCAGUAUGAGAACAGGGUCCUUAUGUCCAACGUCCAGCGUUACGAUCUUGCCUCUCACCUGGGCCUGCGUACUUCCAGCCCCAGGGACAGUGAUGCCGACAGCGAUGCUGGGAAAAAAGAGAGUGAUAGCGAAGAUGGUCGUCCACCACAGCCAAAGAGAGAGGGGCCCAUUGGGGGCGAGAGUGACUCUGAAGAAGUAUAUGAGAAGACAUCAGGUUUUGGGAGUGGGAAGCCAUCAGAAGUCAGUGACCUGUGCUCCACCGAGCUCAUGAGAGUGAAAGGGGACACUGAGUCAUUAAUUAACAUCAAACGUGAGGCUGAGCGACUUGAAAGGACUGUGGAGCGCCUUAUCACCGAUACAGACAGCUUGAUUUAUGAUGCGAAGGUGCACGUAACCAGCAGCCCAUCCACCGAGAAGGAUUUCAGAGGUGGUGAAGAAAAGGGAGAUGAUAAGCAUGAACCAGAGCUUUUGGACACUGUCAACUCCAGGAUGAAAGCUUUCCGGAAGGAGCUUCAGACCUUCCUGGAAAAGAUUGAUCACAUUGGAGAAGGCCUUAAGGAGCAGAUGGAGGACCUCUCCCCUCUUCCCCAUCUCACAGAGUCUUCCAGUUUCCUAUCCACAAUGACCUCCAUGUCCCGAGACUCUCCCAUUGGUAACCUGGGGAAGGAGUUAAUCACUGACUUCCAGUCCAAACUGAGGGAUCAGAUGGAGUGGCAGCUCAAACAAGAUCGUGGAGAGGAGCAAGAGAUUCGCCACCAGCGAGCCACCACCGACCCACACCGCAGAGCUGAUGGAGACAUUAAACUCUACAGGCCAGGAGACAAGGGCUGUUUCAGUCUAGAGAAUGUAUCGAUACAGGAGCUUCAGGCUCAGCUUGAGCAGGAGACAAGAGUUCACCGAGAGGAGCAAGAGAAGUUUACAGAAAGGAUCAUCCAGCUGGAGGAGGAGCAUAUGCAGACCCUGCGGAGAAAAGACUUGGAAGUGCAGAGUUUGACUUUGCAGAACAAACUGGAGGAGAAGACCUGGAGUCAGGAGAAAAAUCUGCUGCAGCAGGAACUCAGGCGUUUCAAGCAGGACACCUUUCUCCUGUAUGUCAAAUUGAAGUGGCUGCUGAAACACUGGCGGCAAGGCAAGCGAAUGGAGGAGGAAGGGGAGGACACAUUAGAGAUUGAGCACCCUGAGGCCCUCCCAGACUUUGGCAUUCCGUCUGAGCAGAAGGCAAAUGAUGCAGAGCGAGAGGAGGAGGAAGAAGACGUUGUGUUUGCGCUGACAGAUUUCUCCCAGCAUCCCACCCCGGACAGCACUGAUCAUGGACCACAGCUGCAGACCGCAGAAUUACUGCAGCAGCAGAAGCAGGCGAGUGAAAACCGGAAGCUCCUGAACGCUCUGAAGGGUUUGCUGGAUGACUUCCGCUCGGAGCUGCGGGACGAGGAGCGGGAGCGCCAGGGGCUGCAGCAGCAGUACGCCCUGCACAAGGCAGCCUGGGAGGUGGAAAUCACUGAGCUCAAGUGUCGCCUCCAACAGCUGGAAGGGAAGAGUGAGAAUACCUCUGGAGAAACAGGUCUCGGUUUGGAUGCAAAGGGAGCUUUUAAAAGGGAAAGAGAAGAGCACAAGAAGCUUCUGGCUGACAGUCACAGUGUGGUGAUGGACCUCCGCUGGCAAAUCCAGCACAGUGAGAAGAACUGGAACCGGGAAAAGGUGGAGCUCUUGGACAGGCUUGAUAGGGACCGGCGAGAAUGGGACCAUCAAAAGAAGGAGCUGCUCAGGCGGAUAGAGCAGCUCCAGAAAGAAGCGAGCCCACGGAGAGGAGGUGGUUUGAUGUGUGAGCAGAAUGAGAGCAGCCGGCGGCCGUUUACGCCGCAGGGGAGCCUCCGCGUGCCCCGUUCCAUGGGGUCCAGGUCCUACUCCGACUCCGACACCAUCCAGUUUGAUGAGCGGUCGUUGUCCAAGCUGAAGGAGAGCGACCGGUGCAGCGCCACGGAAAACCUCUUCCUGGAAUCACUGUCCCUCGACCCCCCCGACGAGCCCGAUGAGCAUCGCUCUCGGCACCUGGAGCGGGAGAAAUUCUUGACUGGACUAACAGAAGAGGAAGAAACACACAAAGGAAAUCUUCAAAGGGCAAUGUCUGUUUCUUCCAUGUCCGAAUUUCAGCGCCUGAUGGAUAUUUCUCCAUUUCUACCAGAAAAAAAUUUACCUUCAUCUGGCAGCAAAGAUGAUAUAACACCUCCCUUGUCUCCUGAUGAUCUGAAAUACAUUGAGGAGUUCAACAAAAACUGGGAUUACAGUAACGCUAAGAACCAUGGUGGGGCAACUGAGAAGCCUGCAGAGAGUUGGGCAGAAAGGACAGAAAUUGGAAAAGCCGGGAAUGAUCCUGCUUCAGAUCCAUUCCAGGCAUCCUCAUGGUACCUCACCACCAGUGUCACUAUGACCACCAACACCAUGACCAGCCCAGAGCACUGCCAGAAGCAGCCAACGAGGAGUCACAGUGUAAAUGACAAAAUGGGAGUGCGGGUAUUUCACAGCCCACCGGUUGUCCGUAGGUUCGAUAACUCAGUGAUAGCUGGCAAUGAAGGGAAAAGCCAGGCUGAGCCAGACUUCCUGUUUUCUGUGACCAAAGCUAUGGGGAACGUCACUGAGACAAAAGGUGCUUCCUCGGAUAUGUUUGGAAGGUGGUCGUGUGACCUGGCCAAACACCAUAAAGAUUUUCUGGAGAAUGGUCUUCAUCCCAUUGAACGUCCUAUUUGCACUACUGUGGGCUUUGCCUCACCCUUGCACAGCUUGGAGAUGUCCAAGAACAUGAGUGAUGACAUGAAGGAGGUCGCUUUCUCUGUCCGGAACGCAAUACGCUCCAACUCCACAGAGCCUCAGUUUAAGGACACGGCGUGCCAAACCAACGGCAUGAGAACGACAGGGACGCAGACCACCCAGACCAUCAGCGUCGGCUUGCAGACGGAAACCCUGCGCAGUAUCACCAGCAGUCCACACAAGUGUCUGACACCAAAGGGGGGGUCCACGCCUGUCUCGUCACCAUCCAGAAGCCUAAGAAGCAGGCAGGUAACCCCCGUCAUUGAAAAGGUCCAGGCUAAGUUUGAACGCACAUGCUGCUCCCCCAAAUACGGCUCUCCAAAGCUGCAAAGAAAAGUCCUUCCCAAAUCAGACCAGCCAAAUAACCGGACUUUGCCUGGCACGCCUCAGAAAGGAUUCAGUGAGUCCGCUUGGGCUCGAUCGACUACCACACGGGAGAGUCCUGUCCACACCACUAUCAAUGAUGGCCUGUCCAGUUUGUUCAACAUCAUUGACCAUAGCCCCACCUUUCACGAGACCUUCCAAAAAUGCUCCAGAUCUGGCAGCCGGUCCAGGUCAGCAGAACCCAGAGCAGAACUGGGCACAUUGCAGGAGCCAUGUACAAAUGCCCGUGGCAGAUCACCCAGUCCUCUCCGUCUGGGGACAGAGACACAAAAGGAAGAAGGAUCUGAGGUGACAAGUAUUAGGCAGGACUUAUCUGCUCCUCCAGGGUACACACUUGCAGAAAAUGCUGCCAGGAUAUUGAAUAAGAAACUUCUGGAGCAUGCCUUAAAGGAAGAGAGAAGGCUACGUUCACACAGCCCACCAAAUCUUAGCAAUGACAACAGCACAGGAGAAAUUGUCAAAGUAGAUCCAGGGUCCAUAGAGAACCAAACUGUCUUAUUAACUACCCCCUGGGGACUCUAACCCUGCCUGCCUCACUGCUGAACUGCCUUGUUCUGCAUUAGCCCCGUCCCUCCAACCCUGCUUCUCCCGGCCAGAGAGACCAGCGAACCGGCGCCCACCGUCACGAUGGGCCUCACAUUCCCCUGCUGCCUCACAGCCGCAGUCCACCGGAGACCUGACUUCCUCAGAGGGGUGUGGAAGCAAGGAGCUGCUGGCAGAGACCCCCAGCCAGGGCGGCGAGCCAGCCUGACUGCGCUGGCCUCCGCCAGGUCGCCCGCCAGCCGUCUCUGCCACGAAGGAGCGAGGUCCGCUUGGAGAGGUCAAAGAAUGUUCUCAGACACAGCUGCUGAAUGUGCAACCUGGGAAACAGAGGUGUUUCUAGAAUGAAACAGUUUAUGUGCCUGUAAUAACUUAAUUUUUUUCAUAGCUGAGAGAACUAUUUUUGUCUCCAUCUUUUCUACAUACAGUAUAUUAACAAAAACAACAAAAAAAAAAGGGUUAAAAUGAUAUAAAAGUAAGAUUUAAAAUAAAAUGUAAAUUAAGUUUUAAGGGAAUUUGAAUACUUGCUCGUGCUCUCUCCAAAUAUUGACUGCCUUUUGGUUAUAUUUGCACUGUUACGUUUUCAGUUUUAGUUUUGGGUAUUUUGGGUUAGGUUUUUUUUUUUUAAUUUUUAUUUCAUGUAAAACUAGGGUAUUAAGUUAAUUUUAUUCUAUUUUAAUGUCAGUGUUAUUGGUUUUUAAAGGUAAAAUUCUUAAAGAUGCUUCAACUGUCUGAAGCGAUACCUUUUAAGUAGUGAAGAAAGCCAUUAAGCUCGUUCACUAGACUUGUAAUUAAUUGAGAUGGAGGGGAAUACAGGUAAACACAGGUAAAUGUGUAAAAAAAAAAAGAAAAGAAUGCCUCAGAAAGUCUUACAGAGUUAGCUGUAAAAUACACCUACAAUACUUGACUUGCAUGCCUCUGGGUCCUCGCACUUUAGUGCAUGUACAUACUGCUACUGUACCAUCACAUAAAUGUGAGUCAAUCUGUUUCACUGUAAUAUUGUUGUGAAUUUACCUGUACUGUACUUUUAUUGUUGGUAUUCUUGCAUUGACUAUACAAAAAAGAGUUUUUAAAUUAUUGUCAGCAGUUCAACUGGCUAUGUACAGCGUUUACUGAGAACUUCCUUCGUUUUGGAAAAACCAUGGAAAAUCUCUGGGCAUACUAAAUUGUAACUGGUCUUGUUUAAGAGUCUGUUUGAGACCAUGUGAAGUGGAAAUAAAACCCUCAGUAUUUACAAGCUG
Molecule: messenger RNA, 7696 nt
Organism: Lonchura striata (white-rumped munia)
Lineage: Eukaryota; Metazoa; Chordata; Aves; Passeriformes; Estrildidae
Gene: MTCL1
Product: microtubule crosslinking factor 1
Biological process (GO): regulation of autophagy; microtubule bundle formation; establishment or maintenance of epithelial cell apical/basal polarity
Cellular component (GO): microtubule bundle; apicolateral plasma membrane; lateral plasma membrane
Molecular function (GO): microtubule binding
Source: RefSeq, a predicted model, not a curated record